Messenger RNA from Apis dorsata (giant honeybee), 1153 nucleotides. Its product is annotated as pyridoxine-5'-phosphate oxidase-like. NCBI's taxonomy places the organism in Eukaryota, Metazoa, Arthropoda, Insecta, Hymenoptera, Apidae. The transcript is spliced from 6 exons. Gene Ontology annotation, biological process: pyridoxine biosynthetic process; pyridoxal 5'-phosphate biosynthetic process. Gene Ontology annotation, molecular function: FMN binding; pyridoxamine phosphate oxidase activity. The record is from RefSeq and is a predicted model, not a curated record. The coding region runs from base 253 to 978 and encodes 241 amino acids.
UUAAAAACACUUGAAAUUAUAAAGAAGAAGGAAUAUAACCUCGAAUAUCAAUCAUGUGUUUAUUUAUAAAAUACUAUUUUAGAUAAUGUAGAUAAGAUAAAAUAAAUUGUUUUGCAUACUUCGAUCAUUGUUCGGCUAUAUUUUUACUGAAUAUCACAUAUUUUAUGAAUAACAUUCAAUUUUUUUCUACAUUCGGAAAAUUGUUUUGAGAUUAAUUGUUAAAAGAGAAAUUUCGAACAUAUUUAUUAUAUUAUGUCUCAUUCCACGUCUCAGAAUAAAAACUAUAAUGUUAAUAUUGGAGAUAUGCGAAUUGCAUACAAGGACAAAAACGAAACUUUUACAGAAAAUCAUCUUGUAAGUAAAGAACCAAUUGGUCAAUUUAAAGCCUGGUUCGACGAAGCAUGCAAAAUUCCGCAAAUUUUUGAAGCGAAUACCAUGUUUCUUGCUACAGCUACCAAAAAUGGAAUUCCGUCCGUGCGACCAGUAUUACUCAAAGAUUAUGGAGAAGAUGGUUUCAAAUUUUAUACUAAUUAUGAAAGUAGAAAAGCUCGCGAAAUAGCUGAAAAUCCAAACGUGGAGGUGAAUUUUUAUUGGCAACCGUUACAUCGAAGUGUACGUAUAGCAGGUAUAAUAAAGAAAACUUCUUUAGAAGAUUCAGAACAUUAUUUUCAAAGCCGACCAUAUGCAAGUCAAAUAGGAUCAAUGGCUAGUAAACAGAGUAGUGUAAUCGCAAGUAGAAAUACGCUUAUAAUAAAAGAAAGAGAAUUGUUAGCUCAAUUUCCAGAAGGAAAAAUUAAAAAACCAGAUUGGUGGGGAGGAUAUAUUAUUAUUCCACAUUCCAUAGAGUUUUGGCAAGGUCAAAGCGAUCGCUUACACGAUAGAAUUCAUUUUAGACGAUUGAAACCAAACGAAAAAAUCGACAAUGUACUUGUUCAUCAAGGAGAUAAUGGAUGGGUUUAUGAAAGACUAUCUCCAUAAACAAUAUUGAAAAAAUUAUUUAUUACAAAUGCAGGAAAGACAAUAUUUUCUUAGUAAUAAAUUCUACUUAGGUAAACUACUUAAAACUUAAUACUAUUUUCUUUUAAUUUUUAAAAUUUCUCUUUGUAAUCCUAAAAAUAUAUAUAUAUAUAAAAUUGUUGCUCGUUUAAAAAAA